GACAGAGGGAGAGAGAGUACAACAGCGCCAUGUAGUGAAGGUUUUCGCAUUUUAUGUGGCUGUAAUUCUGUGAUCAUCCACGGGGUGGCACCGUUCGACAAUAAUAUUAUUUGCCUGGACAUUCGCGAUUGACACCGGAGAAAGCCGAAGCGGACCCCGGAAGCUCCCUCGUUACUGGUCGGUCUGUCAGAGAUGUGCCGCCGCCGCUUUGUAGCCGGAGCUUCUCUGACAUUACUCUGUGUUAUGAAGACGCCCUCAGCUCAAUAAACCCGGAACAUUGAGGUGACGACCUACAUGCCAGUCUGCAUGUGUGAUCCGUUUUCAAUGCUGGUCCAGGAGGUAAACCACACAGCAUGCUAUUGUGAAGAGGAAACUUAUUAGACAGGAUGCAGUCUUCAAACCACCGACUGCGAGACAUGGAGCAGCACCACCCACUGCUGUCGGCAGGUGCAGAUGUGGAGACGGGCAGCCUGGCAGCCGGAGUGAUGGUUGGGAGUUCUCACGCGGACCACACCGCGGGGAACCGUACCCUGUGGUUCAUUCAGGACAGCUGCGGCAUGGUGUGUGCCGCCAUAACCUGGUUCCUGGUGCUAUACGCCGAAUUUGUGGUGAACUUUGUCAUGCUGCUGCCCGCCAAGAACUUCUGGUACUCACUCCUCAACGGGGCCACCUUCAACUCACUGGCUGUGCUUGCACUGGCGUCACAUCUCCGCGCCAUGUUGACUGACCCGGGGGCAGUUCCUAAGGGCAACGCCACCAAGGAGUACAUGGAGAGCUUGCAGCUGAAGCCUGGUGAGGUUAUCUACAAGUGCCCAAAGUGCUGCAGCAUCAAGCCUGAGAGGGCGCAUCACUGCAGUAUUUGUAAAAGAUGUAUCCGGAAGAUGGAUCACCACUGUCCCUGGGUCAAUAACUGUGUGGGAGAAAAGAAUCAGAGAUUUUUUGUUCUUUUCACUAUGUACAUAUCCUUGAUUUCUGCCCAUGCCCUGGGCCUCAGUGGAAUGCACUUCUUCAGCUGUAUUAAAGUCCAGUGGAACGAGUGCAGUGAGUUCUCUCCAGGGGCAUCGGUGCUGCUCCUCAUCUUCCUCUGUCUCGAAGCCAUCCUCUUCCUCACUUUCACAGCUGUAAUGUUUGGUACACAGAUCCACUCCAUCUGCAACGACGAGACGGAGAUUGAACGUCUUAAAAACGAGAAGCCCACGUGGGAGCGCAACGUGAGAUGGGAAGGAAUGAAAUCUGUGUUCGGGGGUCCACCAUCUUUGCUAUGGUGCAAUCCUUUCACGGGUCUGCGUCUGCGGCGCGUGUUGCUGUUGACCCACGGCCGCCGCAGCGGGUCUGAGUUUUCAGUCUGAUCCAGCUCAUCGACACUUGAUCCUCCAUACACCUAGAUUUCUUGUACGCCCUCUCCUGAUCUCGGGCUUAGAUGGACCCCUGCUCCCUGAACCUGUCUCUCAUGUGUGGGUGUCAGGCAGACUGGCUGCACCAGUGGGACCCCAGUGAAUCAAUCAACCACCACUGAGAUUUGGAAUCCUCUCUUUUACACGCUGACGAGUCUGCUGAGCAGCUGGAAUAUUGUUUUUAACAGAAGCAGCCCUUUGGUUUGUUUGUGUCUUUAGGAUAAGCAUGCAGUAAGUAAAAAGUGAGUCUUUAAUUCCUUGUGAGACUAUCCGAGGUGUUGUUUGAACUCAGCGUAUGUACCUUCAUUAAACAACUCCAGCGGUUUGUCUUCGCUGCUACGCACACGAGAUUCAAGAUUAGGGUUUUGAUUUUUUUUUGGAGAUGAGAUCAGCAAUAUAUCCUCCAUCAUCACUGGACCCAGACGAGGGAAUCAAAACGGGAAAAUACUUGAAAGUGUUGUGUCGGACCUAGACAAGGGGAUCGCAGUGAAGGACAUGCAUCACUCGAGUGGAUCUUGAGAAAGCAGCCUGGACACGGAGCACCAUGGACAUCAUGAAUUAUACUGUGCUGCCUUGCUUUGCAUGUAUGACAAUUCAAUCAGUCAGUAUCUCUGCCAGAAAAAGAGGUUUUUCUCUGUCUUCAAAUGAAUGAACAGGCUACUGUGAACACAAGCCUUAUUCUUAUUCAAGAGGACUGAGUGGCUUUACCUGUCUCUUCAUCUCCUCCAUCAGUUUUCCUGCCUCUGCCUGACAUUUUUUUUUAAACGUAAAACAAGCCAGUAUAAAUGAAUUCUCCUUUUAUUUUAUUUUUUUUAACCUGCUAAAGCUUCUGUAAGCUUCAUCACAGUGACAACACCUCGACAGUUGACCUUAAUGACUCACUACGGAGGACUACAGUAAUUUUGAAUAUUCAUGUUGGGGGGGGGGGAAUAUCACAGUUUUGUAUAAGUCAUAUACAUGCGGUAAAUUUUCCAUUCCACUGCUCUUACAUGCUGCUUCACGUCUCACUGUCUACAAGUGAUGGGUGACCCACAGACCAAUGAUACGCCUCCCUAUGUUUUUUUUUUAUAUAUAUAUAUAUAUAUAUAUAUAUAUAUAUAUAUUACCAAGUGAUUCAGGUUAAACCAUGGAUGCUGGAAAGACCGAAUGUUCUGAAGUUAUAGAUUGGUUUAGUAGGAAUCCACAGGAGAGAAUAGUUUGGGUAAGAGUUCAUAGCAUUUAAAUCGUGGAAAGCAACCCGACAACCCCCACCUCAAUUCAGAGCCAAGUCUCGGACAUGGUUGCUUAGCAUGCUCCUUGGUCACCGAGUGGUUCAACAUUUUGAAAAAGAGAAUUUAAAAUACCCGUCCGACCUCCUCUGGCUUGUUGUGAGCUCAUUCUUAUCCCCAGAGCCCAGCUCCAUUGUGUAGCCUGUAGAAUUAUAAAGGGGCUGCUUUGCAGAAAGAGGCGGAGCUACAGGGCUCAUUAUACAGACUGAACAUAGUCUCUGUGAGCUCAGCAGAGGCUUGUGAGGCCUUUCCUACCUGACUCCAGAAAUGUCGGACCUGUGACAUCAUGCGGCAGGACAGAAGCAGAUACUCUCCCAGUGUCGCUAGGACACUUAAUCCAUGCCUUCAAAAUCAUUCUGUCAAGUUAAUUUAUUAGCUUGAAAGAUUUUUGUUAUUAUUGCCAUAUUUAUGAAAGUGUUUCACACUUUGUGACGACUGUCUCCUGUUUUUUUACUCUACAUAAGUCAUGGGCCUGUUUGCACCGGAUGAAUGUGGCUUUUUUAAGUCAGGAGUUCCAAGAUUUAAAGUCCAGUUCUGACUGACGGGCCGGUAUAGUGUUGUCGAAUCAAGAUUCUUAAAAGUCGUUUUUUUUGAUGGCGUGUUGGAAAAUAUAUUGCUGUUCGUUCUCAUCUGUGGUCGUCAGGAGAAGAAAGUCCUCUGUUUACACUAAAUGAUGAUAUCUGACGUUCUAUGGCCAUGAUGCUUUUAAACAAACGCUGUCAUUCGAAUGACUGAUAUCAGGGGAUUUUAUUCAUGCUGGCCUCUUAUUUCUUGUUUUAUUCUGCUAGGCUGCAUCACGUCAGUUGACUGGAUAUACAUGUUGGAGAAUCACUUUCCUGCUCAAGCAGCGUCAUACUGUGUCAGUAUUCAUCAAGUCCCUUGUGCUAACGUACUCAGUGUACUUGUUAACAGACGUAAAAAUCCUAGGCAUUAGACAGAUUGUAUUGUAUUUUAAGGCUUCUCAGAAAACGACAUCAUGCUGUUAAGCUCUGUAGAUGCACCGAUAUCUUGCUGAUAAAUCGACCGCUGUUAAAUGAAUACUAUUUCCGAGUAUUAAGGGUAAAACUACAUCCAGAGCCACUCAGAGGCCGAUAAACUGAUUAACACAAAAUGCCUUUACACUACAAGAAAAUAUCUGAGCCCUGACUUAAUGUAACAGUGGCAGGAGUAACACACAGCUUAACUUUAACUAAUAUCUGAGGUCUCAGAGCUAACGGAUUCAUAUCAUGUGACGAAUGGUGUAAAAUGUUUGACCUGGCUCUGUUGAUGUUAACAUCUACUUGACUAGAGGGUAGUCCUGCUUCAUGACCAAACUCACAUGUUAAAAUCAUCUUGUCUUGAGGUGGGAUACUGUUACAGGGUAUGUAGUUUAACAUUCAGCAAUAGAAUCAAUUAAUGAGGAUUUUAAAGGGUCAUAGUGGUAAAUGUAUUUUGAGCGAUUCUCCACUUUUUUGUUUGACUAAGUAAAACAACGAUCAACAUGGAGAGAGAGCUGUAGGACACGUGAAACUGAGUAAACCAAUAUAACACUACUCUGUCAAAAGGUUUUUCUCAGACUAGUUUGGGAUUUUUGAGCCUAAAUUCUCAGAUAAAGAUCAUUUUGUGAUGUAUAGUAGAGAUUUUUAACAGGCUGGAGGUUCCACCACAGAUUUACCAUCAUUACCAACAUUGCCAUGAGAAGGUGCAAAAUGUUUUAUUUCCUCCAGAACAAAAGUCCUUCAGCUUUAUAAAAAAACUAUAAAAGUUACUAUUAACAAUAUAUAAAUGGAAUGUUUUAUUCAACCUUUUUUAAAUUAAUGUGUCACAAUCUUUAAAUGUCUUCUAUCUUUAAUGUCAUUCUUUUGCAUAAUAAACUUGAUUAAAAUCAGA
Molecule: messenger RNA, 4531 nt
Organism: Platichthys flesus (European flounder)
Lineage: Eukaryota; Metazoa; Chordata; Actinopteri; Pleuronectiformes; Pleuronectidae
Gene: zdhhc7
Product: zinc finger DHHC-type palmitoyltransferase 7
Exons: 8
Coding region: 387-1349 (320 amino acids)
Biological process (GO): peptidyl-L-cysteine S-palmitoylation; protein targeting to membrane
Cellular component (GO): endoplasmic reticulum; Golgi apparatus
Molecular function (GO): protein-cysteine S-palmitoyltransferase activity
Source: RefSeq, a predicted model, not a curated record